Messenger RNA from Neltuma alba, 4276 nucleotides. RefSeq names its product serine/threonine-protein kinase Nek4. Gene Ontology annotation, cellular component: cortical microtubule. Bases 597 to 3980 code for a protein of 1127 amino acids. Gene Ontology annotation, molecular function: ATP binding; protein serine/threonine kinase activity. The record is from RefSeq and is a predicted model, not a curated record. The transcript has 14 exons. Lineage: Eukaryota; Viridiplantae; Streptophyta; Magnoliopsida; Fabales; Fabaceae. Gene Ontology annotation, biological process: microtubule-based process; protein phosphorylation.
CAAGCAUACCCACGAGCUUCUCUCUCUCUCUCUCGAUCGAGCUCAGCUAAAGAAAGAGAGGAUACUCCAUUCUUCCUACUUUGGUUUAGCUUCCCUUGAGCUGCUCAAAAAAUUGGAUAACAAAUUCUCUUCGAAAAAACUUCAUUGUAACUUUCCUAACGUCAAUUACCCUCUUUAUUUGUUGCUGCCGCCAUUACUAUUAUUGUCGAGUGACGCACAGUGGGUUGAAGCCGAAGUAUGAAGAUCACACGUUGCAGCCAAAAAGUCAGUCACAUGAGAAAAAUCACAGAAGUUUUAGCUUGUUAGUGAUUCGCUCGCGGAAGCAAUGUAGAGCAGGUAAAUCGCAGCAUUGGGCAGAGAACACGGGCUACGACAUCUUUUUCGGCAUUAUACUUUUUGAUUCGGAAAUGAUUUCGGCGUUGCUGCCGGAGAUCGGAGAAGCAUUCUGUUCCUGUUAGGUGGUUUUUCGAGGGAGAAAGGGGACAUGGUGUGAAACUCAAUUGCUCGCUGUAUUUGAAUCCGGUUUUUGCCUGUGUCCUUGCUUUUGAAUUUUUGGUUCAAAGAACUGGGCAUUCCGUUGAAUUGGAUCACGAACAAUGGAGUCUCGGAUGGAUCAGUAUGAGAUCAUGGAGCAGAUCGGUCGUGGAGCUUUUGGAGCUGCUAUAUUAGUCAAUCACAAGGCUGAGAAAAAGAAAUACGUGUUGAAGAAAAUCAGACUUGCGCGACAGACUGAACGAUGCAGAAGAUCUGCUCAUCAAGAGAUGGCUCUCAUUGCCCGAAUCCAGCACCCUUACAUCGUGGAAUUUAAGGAGGCAUGGGUUGAGAAGGGUUGCUAUGUCUGCAUUGUCACUGGCUACUGUGAAGGCGGAGACAUGGCUGAAUUGAUGAAAAAAUCAAAUGGGGUUCACUUUCCUGAGGAGAAACUCUGUAAGUGGUUUACCCAGUUACUGUUAGCAGUGGAAUAUUUGCACGCUAACUUUGUUUUACAUCGAGACCUGAAGUGUUCCAACAUCUUUCUUACCAAGGAUCACGAUGUUCGCCUAGGGGAUUUUGGGCUAGCUAAGACCUUAAAAGCAGAUGAUCUGGCUUCUUCGGUGGUGGGAACUCCGAAUUACAUGUGUCCUGAAUUGCUUGCAGAUAUUCCUUACGGAUUUAAAUCUGAUAUUUGGUCGCUAGGGUGCUGUAUAUAUGAGAUGGCUGCUCAUCGCCCUGCUUUUAAAGCUUUCGAUAUGGCAGGAUUGAUAAGCAAGAUCAAUCGUUCCUCCAUUGGUCCUUUGCCUCCCUGUUAUUCCCCAUCUUUGAAAACGCUGAUAAAGGGCAUGCUGAGAAAAAGCCCUGAGCAUCGACCAACAGCAUCAGAGAUCUUAAAGCAUCCUUAUUUGCAAACUUAUGUUGAACAGUAUCGUCCAUCUUUCAGUCCUCCAACAUCCUGUUCUCCUGAAAAGCCUCUUCCUGUUACUGAUGAUCCUCGAAGAAAUAUGGCUGAAAGUCAAAACAGUUGCAGUUCAAGCAGCGACAAAGAUAGUUCAGUGUCAAAUGACAAAAUCAUUUCAACAGUGGUGCAGAAGUGCAAUAACAAAACCACUGAGACAGAUAUAACCUCCAUCGAUGAUGAGGAUGGCUCUGAGCAUAUCCCGCCUAGUGAAGAAGAUACUAGCUCCAGCACUAGUAAUGCCAAAGUAGAUUGCCAGGAGGUGAUGAAACCACCAUCUAAUGAACGUCAAUCAAUUGCUGAAUCUAAACAACCAAAAACAAUUAAAAACAUAAUGAUGGCACUAAAAGAGGGAAAGGUUAGAGAAAAUGGUUCUCCAAUGAGAGGCAACCGCAUUAAGGCUGUUGGUGCAUCAGCGCAGAAAACAAAUGCAGAUACACUGCCUAAAUUGCCCAAGUCCAGUGCUGUUGCUCCUGGUAUCAAGCCAAAUUUAGAGUCUCCAACUUUGACAUCGGCAAAGACAUCACCUGAUCCUUCCAGACGAAUGCCAAGGUCACAUCCUCUAAAGAAUCAGGCACUACUGAUGGUGGACUCUUCACCAAAAACUAAACCCAGACACGAUGGGACUCCCCCAUCUGGUCCUAUUAAACAAGUUGAAGGAGACGGAGUUUCUGCCAAGGCGAGGCAAGGGACCCCCCCUAGUUUACUGAGACAGCCUUCAUUUAGAGGAGGAAUGAGGCAGGUUGGGCUUGAUGUACGCAACGCAGCAAAUGAUACAGAGAAGUUAGGUCCAAAAAAAAUAUUGCAGGAGCCGGACAAGAGUCAUUAUAAGGUGCUCGAUGGUCAUACAACACGUGCUUCUAGAGAGCCUACAGAGCCUCAGAAGGCUUAUGAAAAAUGUUCCAAAGGAAUGCAGACAGAUAGCAGUAAUUCUGUUUCAUCUUCAGUGUCUAUUCAAGGAUGUGAGCUUUCUGAUGAUGCAACAAAUAUUAUUGACAUGAGAAAACAGAAGCCUUCUGAUCGUGGGAGUACAACACAUGCUGAAAUUAUGAAGUCACAUCCAGGCAAAAGUCAUUAUCAGUCACCCAAUGGUCAUACACCGCGGGCUUCUAGUGAGAUCAUUGAGCCUCAGAAGGCUUCUGAAAAAUGUUACAAAGGAAUGCAGGCAGAUAGCAGUAAUUCUGUUUCAUCUUCAGUUUCUAUUCAAGGAUUUGAACUUUCUGAUGAUGCAACAAAUUUUAUUGACACGACAGUACAGACGCCUUCUGAUCACGGGAAUGCAACACAUAUUGGAAUUAUAAAAUCACAUCCAGGCAGCAGCCCACCUGCAACCUAUUUGCACUGUGAGAUGGCUGAAACAAUAUCUACGGAAGCCUCUGAGCCCACUUUGAAUCUUCAGAAUACAAUUACUAACAAUGAGAAAGGAAGUUCCAGAUUAACUCCUGAUCACCAUGCUCCAGAUUCCAAGGAAAUAUUGGCUUCUGAAGAUAGUCUCCACAUCAAUCAGACAAGUACUUCGACUGCCACUUCAUGUGAUAAUAGAUCUACAAGUCCCUCUGUUGUGGCCGGCGAAGAAAUUAAAGAUCUUCAGGAUACUACUAAGCAAGUGACUUCAACCCAACCUCCUAAACCUCCUCAAUUGAGUGCUGGAGAAAAGUUUGUUUGUGGGGAGGUCGCUUCAUUAAGCAAGCCCGGUAAUAGGCCUGACACAGUAGUUGGCCAGCCAAAACCCCUGCUUGAGUCCACUGGUGAUGACAAGUUCACUGUAAGGGAAAGACUGGCAUCUGCGGCUGAAACUGCUCCACCAAUCACCUCUACCAAUGACCAAAAAAGCUUGCAAGAAGAUAAAGGAACCAUUUUGCAUAAGCCAGUGAUAGAAAGGCCAGCUGUUGGUAAUCUUCCUCCAGCUUUUGAUGAUGUCAUCCAUGUUAUACGACAUAGCAGUUACCGGGUUGGGAGUGAACAACCAGUAAAGGAACCUGGGGAGAUGGGAGUUCAAAACGUGGAUGUUAGUAAAUUUCUCAAUGCUGUCAGGGAUGAUUUAGAAAUGAGAAACGCGGGCACUUCUCUGACCCAUAAUUCCUCAAAUUGUUCUGAAGCUGCGAGCUUGAAGCCUAACAUUUCUGAUCAGUUAGACAUGAGAAGCAUGAGCACUGCUCCAGCUCCAAAACCCUCGAGUUGCUUUGAUGCUCUGUGCACGAAGCCAAGUGUCUCUGAUCAUUCCAGUGUCAAGGAACAAGACGUGAAAAAUCUUGUUUCUCUAGUUUCAAAAUCCGAUUCCCCUGCGUUGACUAAAUGUAACUCUUCAGUGACUGAAGAGGAAAGCCCGGCAAAGGAAACUUUGGAUGUUAAAUCAUUCAGGCAGAGAGCAGAUGCUCUUGAAGGGCUCUUGGAAUUGUCUGCAGAUUUACUGCAGCAAAAUAGAUUGGAGGAGCUUGCUGUUGUUCUGAAGCCCUUUGGGAAAGAUAUGGUAUCCCCAAGAGAGACAGCCAUUUGGUUGGCUAAAAGCUUAAAGGGAAUGAUGAGCGACGACAAUGGUGGACGUUGAUUAUGGGGUAUUUCAUCCGCGGUAAGGUUGCGUGUCCCUGAUGUUUAAAAUUGCUUCGCUGGCUCUGAGAUGUUUCAAGUACCACUUCAAUUUUUAAGAGAUUGAACAGACUCUGUUUUUUUCUUCCUAUCAUUUUUGUAAUUCUUUCAGCGUCGAUACCGUUGUAAAUAGUGACCAUACAAACUAAUAACAUCUACUUACCAAGUUACCAUCAAUUGUAUGGAUAUGAUGGGUGCUUUGUUAAAGUGAUUAGUGAAUAUGUAAUGAAUCUGUACACUGUUCUUCCCUCCUGAAAA